This is a messenger RNA of Fusarium graminearum PH-1, 1346 nucleotides long. RefSeq lists its product as uncharacterized. The transcript has 2 exons. Gene Ontology annotation, cellular component: mitochondrial envelope. Bases 25 to 1035 code for a protein of 336 amino acids. NCBI's taxonomy places the organism in Eukaryota, Fungi, Ascomycota, Sordariomycetes, Hypocreales, Nectriaceae. Gene Ontology annotation, biological process: carnitine transmembrane transport; mitochondrial transport. Gene Ontology annotation, molecular function: O-acyl-L-carnitine transmembrane transporter activity. The record is from RefSeq and is a predicted model, not a curated record.
CUCUCCUCUCCCAAACACGUCACAAUGUCCGCCCCCGACGCUCCAGACUCUGCCAUCGAGGCCCGUGUCGCCGACAAGCUCAAGAACAUCGCGCCUGCCGCCGAGCCAAAGGACGAAUCCAAGGCCGGCGCAUCUUCAGGACUCGCUCAACAGGCUCGCGCAUUCGCUGCUGGUGGUUUUGGUGGUCUUUGCGCUGUUGUCGUAGGCCACCCCUUUGAUCUUGUAAAGGUCCGACUUCAAACCGCCGAGCGAGGCGUCUACUCCUCCGCUGUCGACGUUGUGCGCAAGAGUAUCGCUCGUGAUGGUUUGCGACGAGGUCUCUACGCUGGCGUGAGCGCUCCUCUCGUCGGUGUUACCCCCAUGUUCGCCGUGUCUUUCUGGGGUUACGAUCUGGGCAAGCAGCUGGUCCGGGGUGUGAGCGAAGUCCCCGCCGAGGGUCUCACGAUCGGCCAGAUCUCAGCCGCCGGCUUCAUCUCCGCCAUUCCUAUGACUGCCAUCACCGCCCCCUUCGAGCGCAUCAAGGUCAUUCUCCAGGUCCAGGGACAGAAGCAGCUUGCUCCUGGCGAGAAGCCUAAGUACAACGGUGGCGUUGACGUCGUCCGCCAACUCUACAAGGAGGGUGGAAUUCGCAGCGUCUUCCGCGGCAGCGCUGCUACCCUAGCCCGUGACGGUCCCGGUUCUGCUGCCUACUUUGCCGCCUACGAGUAUAUCAAGCGCAAGAUGACUCCCAUUGAUCCCCUCACUGGAAAGCCCAGUGGCCAGCUCAGUCUUUCAGCUAUCACAUGUGCUGGAGCAGCCGCCGGAGUUGCUAUGUGGAUCCCUGUCUUCCCCAUUGACACUGUCAAGUCUCGCCUCCAGACCUCUGAGGGCAACGUCACAGUUGGCAGCAUCGUCCGCGAGCUAUACGGAAGAGGAGGCGUCAAGGCCUUCUUCCCUGGUUUUGGCCCUGCUCUAGCUCGUGCCGUGCCCGCCAACGCUGCUACUUUCCUUGGUGUCGAGCUGGCUCACCAGGGCAUGAACAAGUUCUUUGGUUAAACAAGGGAGGAAGAAUCUCUGAAGCAUCGUGUGUGUGUGUGUAUGAGGAAAAGCAACCAUUGAUUUUAAGGGACUUCGAUAUGGACUAUUGAAUGGACGCUGGGCGAGGAUCACAGCGUACGAAAGGCGUUGGUGGGUGGGCAUGUCAUGACUUGUAUUUUCGUCUUCACCCAUGAGUGGGUGCAUUUUGGAAGCAAUGUUCGAGCGCUGAAGCAUACCUUCUGUUUUCAAGUAUAUAGACCAUGAGCAGUUAAAUCUUGGGAUUGAUUUCUGUUGUAGUCCAUAGAUGAACGAAUAUAUCACCUCUACUU